CGCUUACUUCCUUUUGCAUGCAAAUUCCCUUGUCCUGAUUCUCUUUUCUCUCUCUUCCUCACACUUUCUGAGACUAGAAGUAACAAUUAACAUAAACUAUUCUCUCAUAGUCAUAUAUAUUCUUCUCUGAAAUCCAAGUUGAUGCUACUUCUAUAGCUGGAUUACCAAGUGUUAGGUACAGUUCUACAAUAUUAUUGCUUCACUGAUAAUCUCUCAGAUUUAUCCCUUCCAAUUCCAAUAUUCUAUCCCUUUUUUCAAAUAUUAUUCUUCUCAUUUGCCCUGUUUGAUUUUGUUCUGGUUCAUUGUAAUUCAACUGAAUUUUGUUCUGGGCAAUUAGAUUUUAUUGAGGGAGAAGUCUCUGCUGCAGUUGCUUUUCAUGAGUGCGGUGCUGUGUUAGUGGUCUGGAGAUAUGGGGGCAGCAAGCUCUAAGGUGGAAGAUGACAAGGCCCUGCAGUUAUGCCGUGAAAGGAAGAAGUUUAUUCGGCAAGCUCUUGAUGGAAGGUGCGCCCUAGCUGCUGCUCAUGUUGCUUACAUCUAUUCUUUGAAGAGUACUGGGACAGCAGUUAGAAAGUUUGUGCAACCAGAUGUUCCAGUGGAGUCUUCCCUGUAUACCUCCACCAGUGCUACUCCAGAACCACUUGCUUUGACUGAGAAGUCACUUUCUCGAUUUUCAUUUCCUUCCCCAUCAGUUUCACGUGUGGAGGUUAAUGAACAUCUGGCGCCGACUCCUUCUCCUCCAACUGCAGGCCGCUAUCAGGUUCAUCGUAUGAAUUUUAGGGGCAGCUUCACCAGAAAGGUUGAAGAAAAGCCUCCGGUAGUUACCACUGGGACUGUUACUGCAUUAAGCACACCGCAUAAUACCACUCCUCGAUCUCUUGGGAAAAAUGAGCGUAAUCCGUCAGAAGCCCCAACUCAGGAUCCUGGAAGUCCGCCCCACCUACCUGAAAAUCCACCUUGGGAUUAUUUUGGGCUUUUCCAUCCGGUUGACAAUCACAUAUCAUCUCAUGAGGAAAGAGAUUUAGACCACAAUUUUAGAAACAAUGGUGACCUCGAACAUUUUAAAAAAGAUAAGGAAGCUCUUGAACUGGAACAUGGGGAGGAGGAAAUCCUCUCUGAUUCAAGCCAAGGAUCCGAGUCAGAUGAAUUUGAUGAUCCCUCUUCAGAUACACUAGUUCGAAGCUUUAAAAAUCUUAACCGAGAAGAUUACUAUGGUGCCACUGGCGCUUCGCCUACAGUACAGAUUGUGGAUAAUGCUGAAGCUGAGAAUGAAUCAUAUGAUGAGGAGACGGUCAACUCUCCACUAUUGUCACCCUUGAAAACAAAAUCUUCAGAAGCUACAGCUACUCCUGAAGCUAAAGUGGCAUCAGGGAAAGAUGACGAUUUUGAGCAUAAGAUUUCCCCUAAAGAUUUCUUCUCUAGUAUUAGAGAAGUCGAGCUUCUUUUUAUUAAGGCUUCUGAAGCUGGAAAAGAAGUGCCGAGAAUGCUAGAAGCAAACAAGUUGCAUUUUCGCCCUUUAUUGCCGGGGAAAGAGUCUGGUGGGAUUACAACAGCUACUCUACUCAAGGCCUGUUUCUCCUGUGGAGAAGAUCCAAGCCAAGUUCAAGAAGAGCCUGUUCACAACUCAGUGAAGUACUUAACUUGGCAUCGUACUACAUCAUUACGUUCGUCAUCCUCCAGGACCCCUCUCGAAUCACAUUCCAGGGAGGACGUUGAGGACCUUACAAAUGAUCUCUUUGAGGAUUUCUACAGAAUUUCUGGCAGUCAUGCGUCUACUUUAGAUAGGCUGUUCGCAUGGGAGAGAAAGCUCUAUGAUGAAGUUAAGGCUAGUCAGCUUGUAAGAAGGGAGUAUGACAUGAAAUGUAAGCUUUUGAGAGAACAAGAAUCUAGGUGUGAAGGCCAAAACAAGAUUGACAAGACUCGUGCUGUCGUCAAGGAUUUGCAUUCUAGGAUCCGAGUUGCGAUUCACAGAAUUGAUUCAGUAUCAAGGAGAAUUGAAGAAUUGCGGGACAAAGAGCUGCAGCCACAGCUUGAGGAAUUGAUUGAAGGAUUACGAAGAAUGUGGGAAGUGAUGUUUGAGUGCCACAAACUUCAGGUGCACAUAAUUACAAUUGCAUUUAGCAACGGCAGCUUAAAACUAUCCCUACAAUCAGAAUCACGUCGUCACAUCACCCUCCUCCUUGAAGAUGAAUUGCGCAAUCUAUCCUUGAGUUUCACGAAAUGGAUGAAUGCUUUGACCUCCUAUAUUCAGGCAAUUAAUGUAUGGCUAAACAAAUGUGUCAUUCAGGAGAAAUCUUCAAAGAAGAGAAGGUGGUCGUCGGGUUCCUCACAUGAUAAAUUGAGAACUUCAGGCCCACCAAUAUACACUACCUGUGGUGCUUGGCUUGACUCACUUGAUAAUUUGCCAGUGAAGGAAGUGACAGAUACAAUAAAAGGGUUAGCGACUGAGAUUUCUCACUUGAUACCGCACCAGGAUAAAGUCCAAGGGAAGAAGGCCCAUGAAGGAGCAGAUUUCAUGCUUGAAAGGCGUACUCAUGAAGCCUUCGACGAGUGGAAUACAGGAUAUGAUCAAUUCCAAUCAAGUUUUAUCAUUUUUCUGACCCAGAUUUGUAGCUUCGCAGAGCGUUCACUGAACAUGUAUACGGAACUUCAGACUAACAUUGAAGAUUCCAAGAGAAACUAUGAGCACAAGAUGUCCCAACCAUAAUUUUUAUCUGUUUGAUAGGGACCAUAUGGUACAGAUUGGGGGUUUCACCACAGUUUCAGGUAUAUAUUACAACUUGUUAUCAUGGAAGUGGUAUAAUCUAUUGGAUUCUGGCAUAUGUACAGGGAUGAAGAAUAAAGAUGUACUCCUAUCUUGAAGGUUCGUUGGUUUUCCAGAGUUAACUAAUAAAAGGAGCUGAGUGUUUUAUAUAAUUUCAUACCUACAAGAUUAUAUGUAGUCCAAGCUUUUAUCAGCGGAUGAGAUUAUUGUUUGUAGAAAAAUGGUAGAAUGAAUUACUUUUUUGAAUUUUUUCUUAUACGUGCAAUGUAUAUCUUAUCUUAGAUUUGGUUGAAGCAAAUUGUACUGGAUAGUGGAUA
Beta vulgaris subsp. vulgaris (sugar beet) is the source of this 3078-nucleotide messenger RNA. RefSeq lists its product as hypothetical. The coding region runs from base 410 to 2704 and encodes 764 amino acids. Lineage: Eukaryota; Viridiplantae; Streptophyta; Magnoliopsida; Caryophyllales; Amaranthaceae. The transcript is spliced from 6 exons. The record is from RefSeq and is a predicted model, not a curated record.